AUGGGUGAGGGUUCGUUUCAGUUCAAAGACACGCUCCUAGGGGAAAGAAGUUCACGUGGUUUCGUAACUAACGGCCUACUUCGGAUUUACAACGACAGCAUGGAAAACGCCCUUUCAUGCUGGCUGACCGAGCACAACUGUCCGUACACACUACAGAAACACAAGCCUUCUAUCCUAUCAGCAGGAAGAACAAACAGGGAAUGGGGCUCGACAUGGGGAAACCGAAUGUACAACCGCGUCAUCCAGCUUGACAGAGCAUACAACUCCAUUCGUAUACGAGCCUUGACGGCCGAGGAAGAGCGCACAGCUUCCAAGGCACUCAAUAUGGCUGUCGUGGCCUUUGCAUCGCAAUGGGCUCAAGCAGGUGACCGAGGUUCGCGGGCUCCGCCAACAGACUACAACUUUUCAACGGACGAAUUCCCAGAGUCGAACUACUUUGAGCGAUCUAUGCAAGAAGGUCUGUGGCACCAGACAUCCCAGAUACUGCACCGUGCAGCUGGCAUCGAUUCGUUCCGCGUCGUCUUCGCAAUGAUCAUCUUCUCGCUCACGCAGCGGCCUCUCGAUAUAUCCCGCCCAUUUCCGUACAGCGUGUCCCAGCUGAAAGCCAAGUACGAAUACUUCAAGAGCAUUAUACAAGAUGAUGAAGCACCAAUAUUUCUUGAACUAGCAUUACGCCAGAUGAUGGCUCAGCGACGCACACUGGAGCGUGCAGAACAAGCCAUGCCUAGAACCGCAGAGGGAGAGUUCCAAGACCCUCUCGGACAAGAGGACCGCGACACAUUCAAUCUGCUGUACUGGCUCGGCGUCAUGUUCGACACGCUAUCAGCUACAAUUUCAGAACGUACAGUAGUCGUCGACGACGAAGACUGCGAACUCCCUCGACCAGAGAGCCGCAAACCCGCACAGCCCACUCCUCCCGCCGCCGCCACAUCAGCCUCGACUGCAUGGCCAGUAAUACCAAACAUGUUUAACACCCAGUUUCAUCCUGUGCCCCCAGACGCCACCAUGGAUGCCCUGACUGUGGACAGUGAAGCGUCCAAGAACCCAGAAGACAACAAAGUAUGGGGCAACUUGUUUAUGCGCAGCUCAGACUCGCAAGCAGACCCCGAAGCAACGAGAUGGCCGUGCAGUUACAAACUAGCAGCUUCAACACUGAGUUCCGCCGCGCCGGUAAAAGUGCUAUUGUAUCGACGGGUAUCCCAGAUUCAAACGCUUGUCUCGCGACGAGCGUCAGCAGAUAAAAUAGAAUCCGCCAUCAACGCCGCCUUCCAAGUAUACACGCAUUGGUCCCGCACCUACGCCCCCUUCAUCUCAGACUGCAUAGCCCACCACGCCACACUCCCUACGCGUAUUCAAUCCUGGUACAUUCUCCUCGCAGGCCACUGGCACCUCGGCAUCUUCCUCCUCUCAGACCUCUUGCAUACAAUCGACACUGCAGCCUUCUCGCUCCCCAACGAGCGCGCCUGCCGCCUCGCUGCCAACCUCGUGGCUACGCUGCGUCGUCAAAACGCGUUCGCAGUUGCGGAUCUGAGUCUCGCGAGUAUACAUUCGUCGACACAGAGCGAAGAAGACCUUGCGAAUGCAGCUGCUGCAGCUGCAGGUGUGCCACGCAGUGAAUUCCACUUUGCGCUCGGUGAAGCAGCGUUAUUGACGGAACCCUGGACUAUCGUCUUCGUCCGCUCCCUAUGUAGAGCAGGUUACAUACUCGUUUCCAUUGCUGCCUCGACGGAUUCCACGCGUGACGAACGCGAGCAAGCGCGGUCGCGGUGCGGGGAUUGCAUAGAAGGACUCUGGUAUCUCGGCCGGAAAUCCGACAUGGCGUUCCUGGCGGCCCGGUGUCUGAGCAGUAUGCUCGAUGAUGCGGUUAUGGAGAUGGGAGGGGGACGAAGCGCAGCGGCGACAGCGACGACGACGACGACGGCGGCGACAACGGAGGAUGAAGACGAAGGAGGACACACGACUGCGAGUGAGAAGAGUUCUACCCCUGGUGUUUCUGGCACUGCACCCAUGUCCAUAGCCACAGCGGAUUCUACUCUGUUCUUUCAAAACUGGGGGUUGGAUGAUAUCAUGGGUGAUACUACUCACUCACACACUCAAAGUCAUGCCGCUGGACCAUCAUCACCAUCAUCAGGCCAACAACAACAACAACAACAACAACAACAACAACAACAACAACAACAACAACAACAACAACAACACCAACCUCCCAACUACUCCCAUCCUCCUCCCCCUCCGUCCAGCAGCUACCAAGGCUCUGUUGCGACUAGCUACCCAGACUCAGAAGCUCAGCUUCCGCUGGCUGAUAGCGAUAUCUUGGACUUCCAGGCGCCAUUGGAUUUGGAUGGGUCCGGGGUCUGGGAUUUUAAUAUGCACUCGUAG
Messenger RNA from Bipolaris oryzae ATCC 44560, 2379 nucleotides. RefSeq lists its product as uncharacterized. The transcript is spliced from 2 exons. Lineage: Eukaryota; Fungi; Ascomycota; Dothideomycetes; Pleosporales; Pleosporaceae. Bases 1 to 2379 code for a protein of 792 amino acids. The record is from RefSeq and is a predicted model, not a curated record.